UUCCUCGCACAUUCAUGUUCCUCUUCCUCAUGCAAUACAGCUUACACUCCUCCUCUCAUCGCCGUCACCCUUCUUCUUCCGUUCCAGCGCCGCUCGCAACCGCCGCCCUUGUGUCUCUGUUUCUUUAUCUUUCCGUCCAAACGCCGUUGCCGUUUGCCGUCAUUUUCAGAUUCAGGACAAAAACAUCGUCAUGAGAAAUUAGGAACGUUAGUGGAUUGUUAGUAACAGAGUGAAGAAGAGGAAGUAGGAACGUUAGUAUUCAUAUAUAUAUAAGCGGAACCAAACUAAAUCAAAUCGAGCUGCAAAACUUAGGGUAUUAAGUCAGCGCAAAGAUGUUGUAUUGCUGAUUAGUUGAAGUUCAACUGCAUUGCCUCACACAAAUUUAUAUCGAUGGAGGAUUCUCAUUCCUCUCUGUUCAACCUAGGGAUUUUAGACACAGUCACCGAAGAUCAACUUCACGAAAUCCUUGACAGCUACAACGCCUUCUGCAACGCCACACAAUCUCUUCUUCUCGGUAGUGCCGGCGACAUCUCAUUCGGCGCUGAAUUUGUUUCUCACGUUCACACCCUCUGCAAACACGGCCUGGAAUCACUCGUUCCUGACCACUUUCUCAAAGUCUUAGAGGAAACGUUUCAGCGAAACGGGGCAUCGAGAUUUUGGCGGCAUUUCGAUCCUUACGCUGGUUUUGUUGGUUUGGACGAGAAUGAUGAUAUCAAUAUUGAUGAAGAUGAGAUUGAGAGUGUGUUGUGUAAUGCUUUGGAACAAAUUUCUUUGGAGAAACAGUCUCAUGAGAAGUGUCUUUUAAUUUUGGUCCAGGCUUUGCAAUCUUUCAAGGAUCAAAUGUUAGAGGCAGAAACAAAUUAUCUCAUCUCUAAGUAUCAAUGGAUUGUCUCUUCAGUGCUUAUGACUACACUUCCUCCGGUUUUCCCUGCUAUAUUGCGUUGGUAUUUUAAAAGAAGGUUGGAGGAGUUACAUACAAGUACAACCAUGGAUGGUGAGUUCGCUGACGAUAUACCUCUAAGUAAGGAUGCCAUGGAUUUAGAUGAAAAAGUAAAAAUAUGCAACAAUGAUGGUGAGAUGAAUGUCGAUGUGUGCUACAGCGACCUUCGUUUCUCAGAAAACAGUAAAAUGGUGAACAACAUUGGAAAAGUUGUUCUUGAUCUCAAAAGUCUCGGAUUUACUUCUAUGGCUGAAGAUGCUUAUGCUUCUGCUAUAUUCUUACUACUAAAGGCAAAAGUAUAUGAUGUAGCCGGAGAUGAUUUUAGGAGUUCUGUCUUACAAUCUAUUCAAAGCUGGAUACAGGCCGUUCCUCUCCAGUUUGUCCAUGCCCUUCUUGUCUAUCUUGGCAACUUUGUUAGUUACGAAAUUACUUCAUCAGGUCUCAAAUCACCCUUAGCGCCGAAACCAUCAUCAUGUUGUCUUGGAAUUGAUACUCCCUCUGAAAGUCUUGUCAGAUGGAAGUUGCGGCUGGAAUAUUUUGCUUACGAAACACUACAAGAUUUAAGGAUAGCCAAAUUGUUUGAGAUAAUUGUUGAUUAUCCUGAGAGCUCUCCUGCAAUUGAAGACUUAAAACUUUGCCUUGAAUACACCAGACAACAUUCAAAGCUGGUGGAGUCAUUUAUUUCUGCACUGCAUUAUCGCCUUCUUACUGCAGGCGCAUCAACCAACGAUAUAUUACACCAAUAUGUUUCGACUAUUAAAGCCCUAAGGACAAUAGAUCCUGAAGGUGUUUUCCUUGAGGCAGUUGGUGAACCAAUAAGAGAUUAUUUAAGAGGAAGGAGAGAUACAAUAAAAUGCAUAGUGACCAUGCUGACAGAUGGGACGAGUGGGAACUCAAGUGCAUCUGGAAAUCUCGGAGAUAGCCUUCUUGAAGAGUUGAAUAGAGAUAAAGAAGUUCAAGAAAAUUUUGGUAUUGAUGAUGAUUUUAACACUGAUGAUAGGCAAGCAUGGAUCAAUGCCACACGAUGGCAACCUGAUCCUAUGGAUGCCGAUCCAUUGAAGGGAAGCAGAAACCAAAGGAAGGUUGACGUACUUGGGAUGAUUGUUGGCAUAAUUGGUUCAAAAGAUCACUUGAUUCAGGAAUAUCAAACUAUGCUUGCUGAGAAACUUCUAAAUAAAUCUGAUUAUGAUAUUGACUCAGAGAUACGUACUCUAGAACUCCUUAAGAUACAUUUCGGAGACAGCAGCCUACAAAAAUGUGAGAUUAUGCUCAAUGAUCUAAUUGGCUCAAAGAGAGUCAACACUAACAUCAAAGCUACCAUAAUUCAGCCACCUCAGACAAGUGUGGAGGUCGAAAACAAUGCAAUAUCCAUGGAUAAAAUAGCUUCCACUAUCAUAUCUUCUAAUUUCUGGCCUCCAAUUCAGGAUGAGCCCCUUAACCUGCCUGAACCUGUUGACCAGCUUCUCUCUGAUUAUGCGAAGAGAUUUACUGAAAUCAAAACACCCCGUAAGCUUCAGUGGAAAAAAAGUCUUGGGACUGUCAAGCUGGAGUUGCAGUUUGAAGAUAGGGUAAUGCAAUUCACUGUAGCCCCUGUUCUUGCAUCUAUGAUUAUGAAGUUUCAAGAUCAAAUGAGUUGGACUUCUAAAAACCUUGCGGCUGCUAUUGGGAUACCUGUGGAUGUAUUAAUUAGGAGAAUCAAUUUUUGGAUAAACAAGGGGGUUAUUGAAGAGUCAACAGGGGCAGAAUCCUCUGACCAUGUGUACACCAUUGUGGAAAACAUGGCUGAGACAAGUAAGAAUGGAGGAGGCAGUGGCAACGCUCAGGAACUUCUUGGAGACGAUGCGCUGGAAGACAGAUCUGGGGCCUAAGUAGAAAAUCAACUUCGGAUGGAGAUGACUGUGUAUGAGUUUUCCCUUGAGAUGAUGGAUUGGGCCGCACGAGUUCAAACACUAUGUAAUGUGAAAUCUUGCGAAUAAAGACAUCUAACAUGCGUUGUCUUGUGGCAGAAAUUUAUCUUGGGGAUGCUCAAAAACAUUGGUAGCAUGACAUUAGAUCGCAUUCACAAUAUGCUCAUGAAGUUUUGCAUUGCCGACAAAUCACUCCAACAGCUGCAAAGCUUUUUGUCUAGUCUAGUCUCCGAGGAGAAGUUAGAACUUCGGGAUGGAAUGUACAUUCUAAAGUAGUGAGCUGAAAUAAUCCUUUUGGCCAUGAACUUGUACAGCCUAAUUGGAAAAGUUAUAUUUAUGAAGUGUUAGUUUAUUGUACAUAUCAAAUAGAUUUGUAUGCCAAUUUUUUUACUA
Trifolium pratense (red clover) is the source of this 3240-nucleotide messenger RNA. Its product is annotated as anaphase-promoting complex subunit 2-like. The transcript is spliced from 16 exons. Gene Ontology annotation, cellular component: anaphase-promoting complex. The coding region runs from base 391 to 2808 and encodes 805 amino acids. Gene Ontology annotation, molecular function: ubiquitin protein ligase binding. The record is from RefSeq and is a predicted model, not a curated record. Gene Ontology annotation, biological process: ubiquitin-dependent protein catabolic process. NCBI's taxonomy places the organism in Eukaryota, Viridiplantae, Streptophyta, Magnoliopsida, Fabales, Fabaceae.